UGUUAAUAAUACAUAGUUAUAGCGGAAACCUAGUCUUAUAUGCAAAAAAGAAAUAGUUACAUAUGUUGUGCAGCUAAGUUUAUCCGCAUUUUUAAAUAGGGCACUAGGUAUAUCGAUAGUAUUCAAAUCUGUAACGUCAGUGACUUGCUUACUAUGAUUUGCUUCUGUCUGCCUUUUAAAAAAGGGAUGUGUCAAAGUCGUUUAUCACAUCAUUCAUUGUUUGUGAAUUUGUUGUUCUGUCUGUGUUCUGCAACAUGUGUUACAGAAACUAAAUAGAGUUGUAAAUGAGAGUUGUACUGUGUGCUUGUAUUUGUUUUGUAUCUUUUGUUGGGUUGGAAUUUUGUAAUUAAAUAUUUAAUUUUGUGAAUGUAAUUAUCUGAAGUUUAAGAUAUUCUUCGAUUAUUAUUAUCAGUCACGUAAGCGUACAAAACAAUGGAUCAAAUAGCUCAAACUCCUCCCAUACCGCAUAUUGUACAAGUUUAUCCGCCGGCCGUAACCAACACGAAGAUUCAGAGCCCACAUAUUAUUCAUAUAUCACAUCAAACUUUGCAAACAUCGCAAGGCAAAGUAGCGUAUCAACAGAAUAUGGGUCCAAAACCGCUUCAUAUACCUGUUUCAUCCCAUAUAGAAAUUCAAAACCAAAUGAUGACUCAAGACCAAAUUGUAAUGUCAUGUCAGCACGUACAUUUACAGAAUUUAAAUCCGCCUUUGCAAGCUCAGAUGCAUUUAGGCAACAAUGAUAUGGGAUCUUCAGUACAGAUUGCAUCUCAUGUCAUCUUACCUCAGAUGCCUGUCUUCAAACAGCAUGUGUUGGUGAAUGGAGUACAGCAGCAAUAUUUUGAGUAUGAACCCUACCAGAAACAAGAAUGUGCUGAGAAAGUCAACCCAGAAACUGUCGUGCCUGUACAGCAAAUUGAAUGUAAAACUGAAAACACAAAGGAAACAUAUACACCUCCUUUGAAAAGAACCCGAGGCCAAGUCCGAAAUCCUGAUAGAUGGGCUUGUAAUGUUCGCAAAUUGAAACACCAGAGAGGGGAAGCCUAUAUCAGUAGAAGAGGGAAGUAUGUUCCAGAGAGGAGAGUACGUAACAUGAAAGACUGCCUUCAAUCGUGCAAGUACAAAUGCAACGAAAAAAUUUGUGAUAUUGAUCGUGAACAUAUAUUCAAAGCAUUUUACUCUUUGAACGCAAAUGAAAAGAAACAUUUUCUUUUAAAUACUACUGAAAGAAAUUAUGUCAAACAUAAAAUGGGUGAAACCAAUCACAGACGCAAGUAUUCAUUCAAGUAUUUCUUUCUAGUAAGAGCGGUCAGGUAUACUGUGUGUAAAAACUUUUAUUUAGGGACCCUCGCAAUAUCCCAAAAACCUAUUUAUAAUGUGCAUUUGGGAAAAUCUGAAAUGAACAUACCAAAGCCAGAUGGUCGAGGAUUGUCUGAAGCCAGUACCCAUAGUCUUCCACCUGAAGUGAAAGAACGGGUGAGGCAACAUAUAAUGUCCUUUACCACAAUAGACUCCAAACCUAUAAAACAGUUUUCAAAAAAGAAACAGUAUUUAAAACUUUCUUUGACUGUAAAACAAAUGUACAAUAUGUAUUUUGCUGAAUGUAGCAAAGAGAACUUAGAACAUGUCAAAGAGUCAAUGUACAGGAAAAUUUUAAAACAAGAAUUUAACUUGCAUUUCAAGAAAAUUAAAAAUGAACAAGAAGUCUGUUGUAAAUGUAAAGGUGUCAUCAAGAAAAAGUCAUAAUGCUUAUUAUUUUUAACAGUGCCGGGAACCACACGGCAACAAAUACAAAAAAAAUAAGACCACUCUAUCUCUUUUCUAUGGAUGUCGUAAAAGGCGACUUAGGGAAACGGCUUACAUUCUCGGGAUUUCGUUUUUUAGGCCAUUGCCUAAUAUUGAUAUAGAAUAGUGACAUGUCACUAUUUGAAUUUCAAUUCUAUCUCUAAGUCUAAUAGCUGAAUGUGGCCUAUCAGUCUUUUUAAGACUGUUGGCUCUGUCUACCCCGCAAGGGAUAUAGACGUGACCGUAUGUAUGUAUGUUUAUAUUUAAGUAUCUACAAAUGCUCAAUCAACUUAAAAUGCAGACUUAUAAGAAAAUUUUCUAUUAAUGGGUUGUAAAAAGAGUGAAUUAGUGUAUAAUUGAUACUCAAUUUGCAUUGAUAGCAUUACGAAAGAAUAGUAGAUUGUCCUAUUUGAGGUUGGAUUUUUAUAAAGAUGACUGAAUUAUAUAUAAAAAGAGAUUAUUUAUUAGGUUUAUUCAAUUGAAGACAGUGUGUACUCUUGUGCAGUUAAAAAUACAUAUAUGAAAACAUUUUAAUUGGUACAAGUAAUAAAUUUUGUCUUAUAUAUAUAAGGUCUAUACUUUCAUAUGCUAACAUCUGUGCCAAUGAUUUUAACAAAUUAAUGUUCCGCCUAUCAAUCUUUCGGUU
Molecule: messenger RNA, 2428 nt
Organism: Amyelois transitella
Lineage: Eukaryota; Metazoa; Arthropoda; Insecta; Lepidoptera; Pyralidae
Exons: 3
Coding region: 433-1743 (436 amino acids)
Source: RefSeq, a predicted model, not a curated record